AUGUUUUCGACUGGGAGGUCCCUCCCGCACUUCAAAAAGAAGUCUAGCACCCCAGCUCCUGCCACCAAACAUUUAUCCUUGAGUGUUAUGGCCCCAUGGGUCUCUCUACCGGGUGAUGAUGUGCCUUUGCCUCUAUUGCUCCUCGACGCUUGGGUGGCCCAGUGCCAAAUCAGUUUGAAAGGCGCUUGGUUUUUCCCUCAGGCACAAGAUUUGAUGGUCUGCGAAAUCAUUGUGCCAUUGGAUCGUCGGUGGCAGGACCAACUACUUGGAGUGUUUCGGUGUCGAUUUCCGGAGGGAAAUCUUGGUGAUAAGGCAGGUUGGACAGUCUCUGUCUGUGAGCAUGGAAGCCAGAGCGCUCUAGAGCUAGCAGGCUACAUCGAUCUAUUUCGUGUUUAUACUAAAUUCACGAUUCAAGAGGGCCGCAUUAAGUAUGUGGACACGACUGUCAUAUCCGUACAUACCCGACCCCGACCCCGACCCGACUUCCGGACCUCCACCCUCUUCACCUCCGGAGUCAUAACCUACCGCUGCCGUUCCGAUACUCACCCUCGGUCCUGGCAACACACCUCCUCCUUACAUCUCCGACCCUAUCUCCGUCCGCUCCGAUACUCACCUUCAGACCUGACUACUCUUCUUUCCGCCACUCCUUCUCCCUUACCUUUCCCCUCUCUCCUCCCUCUGCUACUCCUCCGCCACCCUUCCGCCAAGUUACGACCUUCCACCGUUGUUCCGUACUUCGCACUCGGACACCGCUCGUACCUUACUCCGAGCCUCCGUCAUAGUCCCUACCUCGGACUUUGA
Cantharellus anzutake is the source of this 801-nucleotide messenger RNA. RefSeq lists its product as uncharacterized. NCBI's taxonomy places the organism in Eukaryota, Fungi, Basidiomycota, Agaricomycetes, Cantharellales, Hydnaceae. The transcript is spliced from 3 exons. The record is from RefSeq and is a predicted model, not a curated record. The coding region runs from base 1 to 801 and encodes 266 amino acids.